Molecule: messenger RNA, 2975 nt
Organism: Lingula anatina
Lineage: Eukaryota; Metazoa; Brachiopoda; Lingulata; Lingulida; Lingulidae
Source: RefSeq, a predicted model, not a curated record
GAGCAAGUGGGACAACAUAUGCUGGAUAAUUGCAGUCUGUCUUCGUUGGUAUCUGUGAGUUAAUCACGCGACAUUUCUCAAUUGAGGGUGAUGUGACUUUUUGUUACUGUGACGGAUUUAGCUGCCACGGUCAAACUUGAACUAAUGGCAGUCUGACAAAGCGUGAUGCAUCCAGCGCUUUAAUGUAAAAUCAUUAGUACUCACCUGCGAUUAGCUACAGGAUAAAGAUGUACCUUGUAUGUAUGUAUCGCUAGAAAAGAAACGGGAUAUUAUUGUUUCUAAACGACAUGAAGAACUGCGUGAAACUGCUGCGCUGAGCGUCAACACGUGCAACUGAUACUUGAAAUUUAUCGAAACCUCUUUAAAUGGGAGUGGAAAGGAAAAAAACAUACAAGGAGUUGUUAAGAUUUUUUACAGGCGACUGCGGCGUUUAAGGGGUUGCACUGACAUUUUACGUUAGGCCUACUGCGUUUAAUCUAAAGCAAGAACGCAUUUAAACAUUAAUGUGUUCAACAUAUUCAGUUGCUUUGAAAGUGGAUGGACAAACAUUUUACAUUAAAAAAAAAGAGAUUUUGCGAUUGCAUCAUUCACAGUAGUUGCAAUAACUCAGAUUUCUCAAGAAUUUAUUUCUUUUUUGAAAGUAAUCAUGAGCAGUUUUCAUCUUCAUUAAAGAAGCAGAUGGGUAUUAUUUCCGUCUGCUUUAUGUGAAUGAAACUCGACUUCAAAUGAAUUCUGUUCAGUUCGUAAAAGAUGAAACUUUCGUCAGAAAUGGAGCAGACGAUACCGUUCAAAGUCCGCAGACAACAAAAACAGACGUUAACCGUCAUAAUCGACAGACGGCAGACACAGACGACAACUCUGUGAAGAAAACCAGCCAAGGAUCUGGAAUUGCUGAAGUUGUCAACGCAAUGGCUGAUAGUUGUUGCUCGCAAAAAGCACUUGACAUGAGUAACAAAUCCGCGCAUACAGACGAGGUAGACGCAUUUAGCGUUCUCUACGAGAAGAUCAUGGACGAAUUGGAAACUACAGAUGACGGUGAAUACGGUACAUUUUCAAGGAAGCGGAAGCCACGUCACCAAGCAUGUUCACGUGACCACAUUCAGAGCGAGACCAGGGAACAGGCGGCAGACCCCAGUUCUCAAGAACAACCGUCGAAAUCGAUGAAAACGCAGCAGAAUUUGUCAGGCCAGACACCCUGCUCUGGUGCGGGUCAUAUUCCAAUUAAUUCCCUGCAUGAAGUCACAAUAACGACCACCAAGUGUGACUUGGCAUCAGAAUCGCAAUGUAAAUUGCAAUCCACACCACGGAAUAAACAUUUAAAUAAAAUAGAACACGUAAGUAAUCACAACAACGGUGUGUUGUGUUCCCCAGAACAUCUGGUCGAUAAACCAAAUAAUGCACCAAGUCUGUGUAAUGUUAUUAAGUCUGCGAAAGACGACGGCCUUGGGGGCGCCACUGAGAGAGUCAAGUGGUCAGCCAAGGCCUCUUCACCAGAGGGCGCCAUUGGAGCAACAGACCCCGCAUCGCCAGGGGGCGCCAGUGAGAUAAACAGCGUUUCACCCGGGGCUGAAUGCGCAGCGCGUGACACCUCAAAUUUAGAAAACGAUAAUUUUGUAAGAGAAAAAGAUAUAAUCAGUGACAACAAUGACAGUCUCAGCAACGACACGAGAUUCCAUCUCUUUUCCUGCGACAUUAAUAUCGAUGUUAAUGAUACUAAUGCGGAAGACAAAACCGCGAACAGUGAUGAAAUAAAAAAGACGCCAAUUACUGAAAAUCAGUGCGAACAUGACCAAUACAACCGCAGUGAUGACACUCCAGACUCAAAACCGCACUCCGAGACACAGGACGUCAUGAACCGCCACUCCUCUUCAUUUUCACCUUCAGAGUGCGGUGAUGUAGAUAUACCUGAACGGCUGGCAGAACAUAUUGGGUACGACGGCCCCAAUGAAUGUGCCUCAGGAGGGAAGUAUUCUCCACUAGGUAUGCUAGAAAAAACUGAGCCCAGUAAAAGUGAAAUACCGUGUACGCCGCUAUGGAGACUGGACGUGACGAGCUCUGAUAGGGUGUGGGCACUUCGUGCUGCCGACAUGUCGGAUUUUUCCGACGCGGACACGGAGAGUAUUUCGUCACAGGACACUAUAAUGACGAUGUCAACUUUAACUGAACAAUCAUCAUUUAUUGAGGAGUGUAACAAGGAGAAUGGAGCCACAGAAAAAGAUCCAAUUAAUAAAAAUAUUCUUGCGUCCGACCGCUCCGUAGACGAAGACACUACUGAUGAGAAUAAAACAAGCAAUAGUAAUAAUAAUAAUAAUGACUACAAAAUGGCUGGUUGCUGCAGCAGCGUUUUGGAUGGUUGUCAUGGUAACAGUGCGUGCAGAGAAACGUUUUCUGAACAAACAAUUUCAGAGAAACCAAACAAAGAGGCCACAGAGGCCGCUGUGAGCGCUGUGCAUUAUUUAUGUAAGAAGGAUGUCUCCCUUCACAAAACUGACAACUAUCGUUACUCAAAACAACACGUUAAAACGGCACCCGCGGAACAACACGUGCUAACGGCCAUCAAAACAAACUUUGGUUACGUCGACCGAAGUAAGGUACCAAGUUUCCGACAAAUGAACGCUGAGCUACGAAAAUCUUUAACAGAUAUGGCCGGGGUGGAGCGGGGGGCCCAAAGUGCACGUAAAUCACCGACGGAGCCUCUGUGCAUUGAAAGCAAAGCCGAUAUCGAUGAUGCGAUCGCGGAGAAGGCCGCGAGAAAAGAGAACUCCUUGACUACGUCGUCACCCAAAGAUGGCGCCAUACACGUAAAUGUGACAUCUUCUGUCGAAAUGAAGGCAAGUCACGACAGGGGGAGUGUCUCACGCGCAGAUAAAGUGCUACCUCCGGCGAGUAAUGACACGGCUCAGUCAGGUGCUAAAGAGGCCCGUAAAAGCCAUGAAUCUUGUCAAGCAACGGGCGGUUAAUUGUGCACGCAUCUC